UAUGGGGUUGUACUACUUAUGUGAAGCAGUAGUGGGAGGUAAGUUGGAUAUGAGAUCCAUCUUAUGUAAAUUUCUGGGGUAUCCAAAAGAGUCUAUUGGAUACUAUUUCUAUGACCCCUCUGAAAAAAAGGUGUUUGUUUCGAGGAAUGUUGUUUUCUUAGAGGAAGAGUUUCUCUCAAAGAAUAGUGGAGUCAUAGAACUUAAUGAAGAACCACAAGAAAUUCCACAAAAUACCACAAAUAAUAUACCAGUAGAGACUGGACCAUCUGUAACACAACCUCUUCGGAGAUCUGAAAGGAUUCCUAGGGCGCCUGAAAGGCUAUACCUAUU
This is a messenger RNA of Striga hermonthica, 330 nucleotides long. Lineage: Eukaryota; Viridiplantae; Streptophyta; Magnoliopsida; Lamiales; Orobanchaceae. The record is from the annotation of a GenBank genome assembly.